This is a messenger RNA of Prorocentrum cordatum, 456 nucleotides long. The record is from the annotation of a GenBank genome assembly. Lineage: Eukaryota; Dinophyceae; Prorocentrales; Prorocentraceae.
GCGGAGCUGGAGGAUGCCAGGAGAGCCGCGGCGGACCUGCAGGACGCGGAGCACCGUCGCGCCGAGGCGGAGCUGGAGGAUUCCAGGGGAGCCGCCACGGAGCUGCGGGACUCCGCGCGGCGCGCCGAGGCGGAGCUGGAGGAGUCCAGGAGAGCCGCCGCGGAGCUGCAGGAGGCGGAGGCCGCCGGCGCCCGUGCCGCGCAGCUGGAGCUGCGGCAGGCGGUGGAGAGGCAAGCGUCGCUGCUGGCCGAGGCGCAGGCCCACCACCGCGCCGCAGCGGCGGAGGGGUCGCCGCCGCCGGGGCGGCCGUUGGCCGCCGAGGCAGCUCGGCACGAGCUCGCCGCCGCUCGUCAGGCCCUCGCAGAGCAUCAAGAGGGUGCCGACGCCGCCCAAGCCAGCGCGGUGCAAUUGCAGCAGAUGCUGGACCAGCAGAAGUCGCUGGCGUUGGAGGAGCAG